Messenger RNA from Drosophila rhopaloa, 421 nucleotides. RefSeq names its product single-stranded DNA-binding protein-like. The coding region runs from base 70 to 324 and encodes 84 amino acids. The transcript has 2 exons. The record is from RefSeq and is a predicted model, not a curated record. Lineage: Eukaryota; Metazoa; Arthropoda; Insecta; Diptera; Drosophilidae.
GAGCAUAAAAGAACCGAGGCGGCCAAAAAUUGUAUUCAUACCAGCAAGUACAGCCGGAGCAUCAACAUCAUGAAAUUCUUGAUCCUUUUCUUCGCACUAUUCGCCAUCGCGGCUGCUCUGCCCCAGUGGAGAGGUGGUAAUCAGCAACAGCAACAGCAAGAAGGAUUCGGAGGUGGAUUCGGAUUUGACCAACAGCAACAGCAAGAACAAGCCAACUUCGGAGGAUUGGGAGGAGAGCAACAGCAACAGCAAGAAGGCUUCGGAGGAGGAUUUGACCAACAGCAACAGCAACAGCAACAGCAAGGAGGAUUCGGAGGAUGGUGAUGGAGAAGUUUUUUUCUAACAAUCUACACUCUUUGCAAGAAACACAACCACGUCUUUAACAAAAUACCCUAAUAAAAAUAAAGCACGUUUUAAAAAA